This is a messenger RNA of Cydia strobilella, 8816 nucleotides long. It is a transcript of the gene Ask1, whose product is annotated as mitogen-activated protein kinase kinase kinase 15. Gene Ontology annotation, molecular function: ATP binding; protein kinase activity. The transcript is spliced from 26 exons. Bases 127 to 4344 code for a protein of 1405 amino acids. Lineage: Eukaryota; Metazoa; Arthropoda; Insecta; Lepidoptera; Tortricidae. Gene Ontology annotation, biological process: MAPK cascade; protein phosphorylation. The record is from RefSeq and is a predicted model, not a curated record.
AUCACUAGUGUUAAAUAACAAGCCAAAGCCACUUGCUGGGAAUUUACACUGAGUAUACUUCGAGUUAAAAAUUAAGACUGAAAUUAAUGAUUAAAACUGUCCAAAUGUUGAUGGUAACAUGAGAAAAUGAUAACAUUUGGCGCUGCAAGCAGUUCCACGGCUCUGGAGGACACUGGUGAAGUACGAAGUAUAUGCGAGAGUGUGUGCAGUGAUGGAUCUAACGCUACGGUGCAGGCUGGGGGCGCUAAUGUGAGGCCCCGGAUGGAUAUUGCGUGUGUAGUGGAUAUUACACAAAGCACCAACCUAGGGCACAGAAAACGAGCUUUGGAAGAAGUCAGGUUGGCUGCUGAUCUUGUAAAUGCAAACCUACAUCAUAUCCAUUUUGAAAAACUUGAUUUUGGAGAAACAAGUGUCCUGGAUACAUUCUACAAUGCUGAUGUGGCGCUGGUGGACCUCAGUAUGCAGGUGCAGCAGAGCUCCCUGCUCUAUCACCUGGGGGUUCGGGAGAGCUUUGACAUGAAGGAGAAUGUGCUGCUGUAUAAUGAUGUAGAUCCGGACUCCACACUACGGCUUAAGGCAUCGUUGCCUAACUUCCUGUUCGUGUCAUACAAGCUGACCGACGCGGGCACCUGCGUGACGACCAACCCCGCCGCCACCAAGUUCAAAGGAGAGGAGGCUGCCGAUCCCAAACAACAUCUGACGCUGCGGCUUAGGAAUAUACUGCAGGAUGUCGAAGUACAGACCAAAGCUCACCUCCAAGAGAAAUUCCUCUCAGACCUGCGCAAAGCCCGCGAACUAUACAGCGGCGCCGAGCUCGCCAACGUGCUCCACGCCAUGCGGCGGCGGCUCGACGACCCGGCCGUGCUCUCCGGCGACACCGUGCUCAACAUGCUCAUAUCCUACAGGGAGACGCAGGACUAUGACGCCAUAGUGCAGGUCGUGGAUGAUCUGAAGACGGUCAUGAACAGGAAGAACUAUAUUAACAUGCCCGUUAUACGGUUCCUGUAUGCGUUUGCUAUGAAUAGGAGGAAUAAGGAAGGUGACAGAGAAAAUGCUCUAAAAGUAUGUGUGAAAGCUUUGGAGAAGAAAGAGAACCGUUUCCCCGACAUGUUGUGUUUGUGUGGCCGUAUUUAUAAAGACAAGUUUGUAGAAUCUCAACACACGGAUAUGGAGAGCUUGAACAAUGCUAUACAUUGGUACAGACAAGGAUUUGAAGUUCAACCAAAUGAAUAUGCAGGCAUAAAUCUGGCAACUUUACUCGUCAUUGCGGGCAAUGACUUUAAGAACUCUCAGGAGUUACAACAUAUUGGUAUGAUGCUAAACCAUCUAAUAGGCAAGAAAGGCAGCCUGUCAUCGCUCAAAGACUACUGGGACGUGGCAACGUUUUUCGAAAUCUCAGUGCUAGCGCAGGACUACGUGAAGGCUAUACAAGCGGCCGAGUGCAUGUUCAAACUCAAGCCACCUAACUGGUAUCUGAAGAGCACGAUAGGGAACAUCGAACUUAUUGACAGGUUCAGGAAAAAGAGUGAAGAAUCUUCACCAGAACAACAAGUAUUUUCAUUCUGGAUGGAGUAUUUUGUUGAAGCUACUAAUACCGGCAGCUGUGAUAAUAUAAUCAGGUUUCCUGUUCUCAUUUUGGAGACCACAAAAGAGUUCAUGCCUUCUUACUUGAAUGUGAACAUGGGAGCGGAGCAGAAGUCUGUAGAAAUACUCAACCUCUGUCUGAGCUCUAUACGUGGGCAGUGUAGGCAAGUCCACCGGUGGCUCUUCACUUCUGAUAUGAUUAGAAGCUACAGUUUGUACAAACGCGACGAGCGCUGUCUCUUUCUGUACGUGAGCGAGAACUCUGACGACUUCCAAAUAUUCCUACCUUCAGAAGCCUGCAGACAACGGUUGCACGAUCUGUUGGGAGACCUGACGGCUGAUCACGAGAAGGUCACGGAUUUGGACACCACUGUGAUGCAAGAUCAGUUAAAGUUUGAAUACGAACUAGACGACUGCAACAAGCGCGUAGUGCUCGGCAAGGGCACGUACGGAGUAGUGUACGCGGCGCGCGACCUCAACACGCAAGUGCGCAUCGCUAUCAAAGAGAUACCAGAGAAGAACCUCGGCGACGUGCAGCCGCUGCACGAGGAGAUCUUGCUGCACUCGCAGCUGCGCCACCGGAACAUAGUGCAGUACCUAGGUUCGAUAUCAGAAGACAACUAUUUUAAGAUAUUCAUGGAACAAGUCCCAGGAGGCUCAUUGUCCGCACUACUCCGUUCUAAAUGGGGACCUCUAAAGGAAAACGAAGCCACAAUCGCCUACUACACUAAGCAGAUUUUAGAAGGUCUAAAAUACCUCCACGAUCAAAAAAUCGUUCACCGCGACAUAAAAGGCGACAAUGUCCUCGUAAACACGUACAGUGGGGUCGUUAAGAUAUCGGACUUCGGAACGUCCAAGCGCCUGGCGGGACUGUGUCCGUCCACCGAGACCUUCGCGGGCACCCUGCAGUACAUGGCCCCCGAGGUCAUAGACAAGGGGCAGAGAGGGUACGGAGCGCCGGCGGACAUCUGGUCCCUUGGAUGUACGGUUGUAGAGAUGGCUACAGGAAAUCCACCUUUCAUUGAAUUGGGAUCGCCCCAAGCAGCGGUUUUUAAGGUGGGAUAUUACAAAGUACACCCAGAAAUCCCCAGCGAGUUGUCUCCUAGAGCUAAGAGCUUCAUAAAGCGGUGUUUCAUACCGGACCCUGAGAAUCGUGCCACGGCAGCUGAACUAUUAGAAGAUUCAUUUUUAUGCGAGAAGAAGAAAACAUCUAGUCGCCUAGGCAGUAGUAAUGUAGACUAUAGCAGAAGCGUCUCCGUUCCUGCCGACAAAAUCCGGCCACCGCAGAAAAAAAUUUCUGAACCCUGUCUGCCCAGUUCACCAGAGAUCGAGGUGAAAACGAUCCGGUCUAACCCGACCAUCACUAGGACGGCUUCGUCGAUGCUCUCACCGAUACUGAUAUACCCGCCGGACUUGUCCAAUAGCAGUACCAUGCCGAAUACACCGUCCACGGAUGAGAUGGAUACGAGCGAUAGUCUGCUCAACCGGCGGAGUUCCUCAGGGGGCUUGCUCUCACCCGAGGUGGACAUGACGACCGUCCAGCGCUCCUCCAUAGACGUGGAACAUGACGGUUUCUAUCUACUGAAGAAGGACUCGCAGCGCCGUCUCACACUGUCGCGGGUGCUAGAGCAAGACAGCGAACAAAUCUGCUCCAAGUGGAUGCACAGUAUUCAGCAAGACUUUGGCAACACAGUGCUUACAAUGAAUCAUUUGGAAACCCUUCGCUGCGCAUUAAAAGACUACAUAAUGGACCAGAACAGGAGCGUGAUCGAGCAAGCUAUAACGAGUCUCAAAGAAGAUCUGGAUUUUGACUCCAACGCCAUUAACGAACUGAAUGCAGCUACGUACAUGUUCCAAGAGGCAGUGAAUGGGGUCUUGAGGAGUCACAGCAUCAAACCUCAUUGGAUGUUCGCGCUCGAUAACUUAGUGAGAAAUGCUGUGCAGGCUGCUAUUACUGUGUUAACGCCUGAGUUGGGAGCAAACCUCGCCGGGCAGGAGCACCGGCGCGGCGGCGGGCGCUCGCCUAGCGGCGCGGCCGACGUCGCCACGCCCUCCGCCAUCUCCACCGCCACCUCCACCAGGGACCACAGCAUGCUGCAGCUGCGACAGGAGAAUCAAAAAUUGCAUCAAGAACUACUGGAGAGUUACCAACAGUACCAAUCGUUACUCAGAGAAAUGUUGGAAGAGCAAAAACUACAAACACAAAUACUUCGAGACUUCUUCAAUAGUAAAAACAGAAACAGCAGUCGUGAAGAAAAUUUAGACGUAACAGACGAAACCAAAUACCCUACACCGUUACCUUCAAACAGCCCUGACUUAUCUCAACCAAUGUCUGUUAUUUCUGAAAGUGACGUCACGCCGUCGCCGCUUCGCGAUUGGCUGACGGAUCGAGGGGUGCCCGCGAGUGCUGCGCAGGUUUUGAUUGAUCAGGAGUUUACGUUAGAAGACUUGUUGCAACAUAUUCAGAAAGAGGAUUUGGCGAGGUUGAAUCUCAAAGGUGGCGUAGAGCUGCGUCUAUGGCGAGCUAUAGUAGAUCAUCGCCUGCACACAAAUGGCUCGGAGAGACUGCGGCGAACUAGCAGCACUGAGACUGACAUAGACAACAACUCCAUCGUCGUAGUUGAAUGUCAGAGAUGUAAGUCAACGCGGCGCACCAACUCCGACUGCUCGAGCAACCCGACGGUGGUGAUCCGGCAGCAGGCCAACGGCGAUGAGACGGUCGCCGAGUACUACCCCGACACCGGCGUUCUCAACCUUUGACAAUUACGAGGGUGGUGCACUCUGCAGUAGCGAUCUUCCAAGAAGCACCAAGCAGGUAAUCAGUUGCUUUGGUGUUUGCAUGUGCUACUUGCCGAAUGUUUCCAUAAAGUUCAAUCCAGGAAAAUUUUCAUUCCAUUUUGUAGUAAUGGAAACUUUCUUUAAGGGAAAAUAUGAGAAGUUUCCGAAAAUAUUUAAUGUGGAAUUUCGCAAUUUCGGAAACUUUCUGGUGGCACAUCAGUACAUGUACCUAAAUAGUUUGUGCACGUUCAGUGCCAUACCAAAUGCAACUGAACCUGCUUAUCUUCAAAGUAUGUAUAAAUUACAUUUCACGCGUGCAAGCAACUUGAUGGCAAUAUUGUAGCACAGCAUUUUAUACACUAACCUCCAAAUUAUACUACUUGAGAUUCAUCAUGCGGUUGUUGUACACCCAGCUGCAAAACAAAAGUGCAGACCCACUUGGCCGUGCGCGUUUUCGGCUCGGUGUAACAUGACAACCAUAUCUGUGUCGAUUUGAGUGUAGUAUUACUACUGUUUUGACUAUAAUUUAGAGAGUCAGUGAUGCAAUCCGAAUAGCUUGUAAAUUCAAAUACUAUUGUACUGACAAAUAACUAACUAUUGUUAAGCCUACUAAUUAUUUCAUUUGCCAUGGACGCAUCAUUUGCCGUUCUUAUCUUUUGUACAUUGUAGUAAUACCAAAAUGUGUAAAUGUGUUAAUUCAUACGGAAAUUAAAAAAAUAAGUACCGAGUUAGUGCUGCUCCGUACAGUCGAGUUCAUAAUAUGUAUAAAUUUUUUCACCUUAUUGAAUAGAAUAGAAUAGAAAUAAUUUAUUCGUGAGCACAAACACAAAAUAGAAAAUUAUACAAAACUGAGAAACAUAAAAAAGAGAAAGUGCCACGAAAUGGUCUCACCUCAGCAUGUUGCUGGCGACUUUCAGCGCUGAUCUUCCGAUGAGACCAUCCGGUGAAACAAUCACGACAGGUAACAAGAAGAACAACAAAAUUUAUAUAUAACAUACAAAAGAUUACAACUAGCGCCAUGCAAUAUAUUAAGGCGAAGAAAUGUAUACAUAUUUAUGAACUGGACUGUACACGAGGGCGAUGAUUCGUUCUUUCGCUGACAGUCAUUUUGUGCGAGUUGGAUUGUUGCGUCGUUUAAUCUGCUUGUUCAUCAGUUUGAAAGUAAUUAACAUGCUUGAAUCUUAACGAAGCCUUGAGUGUAUCACCCGCAAAUUAACGCCAUGUAAAUAUAUUUUUAUGUAACUAGAUAUCGCCGAGAUAGGUGUAAUAUUAUAAUGGAUCUAUUGUAAAUAAUAUAUAUUUACAUUUUUAUUUAAUUUUAGAAAUAUUUAAAUUUAUUUAAAAAUAAUAAUGUGAAUAAUCAUAAUAAAAUAAAAAUUAUCUUUUGUAUGAGGCCAUCGACCGCAUAAAAAGUUCAAAAUAUUAUAAGUGUAUUAUAAGCAGGCGUCGUAAACUGCGAGCGAAAUCCAUUGAAGUACUAGGGUUGUUACUUAGUCAAGUCAAGUCAAAGUACGUCAUUUGAUUUCGCUCGCAGUUUACGAUGCCAGGAGCGGUAUUCGACAUGCGUUAAGUGACGUUUCGUGUUGAACUUCAGUUGAAUGGAAGAAAUCGUGUGUUGUCAAAUAGGUAAAUUUGACAUUAGCAAUCCACAGUUAGGUGACAACGAAACCAAACCGAACCACGCAGAGUUCAGAGCCAUUUUAAACCGUAUAGUAGUAAGAAAACAAAGUUGAUUUUUGUUGCAUAAUUUUUUCAAUGAAUGAGUUUUGGUGUACAACCAAAUGAUACUUUCCACAGUUGAUGAACAAAUGAUUCAUUCCACUGUUGAACUGAUGUUGAAGCCGAAACUGACAGUUGUGCAUCUCGAAUAGGGCCCCUGAUUAUAAGUUAAGUUUUUGAAUACAUAUAUAUUUUCAAUAUUAUAAUCAGAUCUGAAACAUUUGUAUCAGGUACCAAUUGAGAUGGGGUUUAGCUUAUUUAUUUAUUUACAUAGCGUCUAAAUUGGCUGCUAAGUACAGCAAAGUGACAUUUGUCGCUAUAUAAAAUAGCGAUAGUGGCUAUGUACAGUUUAAUUUUUCUGUAGACAAGAGAAGAACGACAAUUCUAUAAAAUUAUAACGAUAGCCAGUGAUAUCCUGUCUAGAAGAUUGAAGGCAAAACCCUACCGUAGCACAUAUCGCGCCCUGAUUGUGAAGCGAACCGAAUUUUAAAAAUUUGCGUGUAAUAAGUUUUGCGUUACUGUGGGCUUUUGCCUUUGAUUCCUAUUCUUUAAAUUGAUACUACAUGAUCUUUUCGGAAUCAAUCAAACACAAAUCGACGGUGCUCACUAGUGAUUUAUUACUUUAAUGUUAGUAACAGAGUGCGUUGUAAAUUAAAUGCUUGUUAUUGCUACAAAACAAUUAAUUUAACGUAGGUGUCUAGUUGCUAAACGUAUACGUUAAAAAGUUCGAAAUUAUGUUAAUUGUUAAAUAGCGAAAUAACAAUGUUAAUUAUUACACUAAUAACGUUACUUGCUUAGGUGUUCGUUUUCAAAUAAGGAAAUAAAUAUUCAACUUCAAAAUGUCCACGUAUACUAUAUUAACAUCUACAACAAACAACAACUACAAGUCAAAGUUAGGCCCUGGGCACUGCCUGUUUUUGGCUACAAUUUGCAGUUACUUGUGUAAUAUUUGAUUCGCGAGAGGCAAUUUCUAUUCAAUAUACUUGCCUGAAAAGCAAUGAAUGCCGAAGUGAACAACUUUCAACAAGUCGAACUUUACGAGCAUGAGAAGUCAUCUAUUACGACCCUUAUUAACUUAGCAAUAAAGUCCAAAAUCUGCCAUACAAACUGCCAGCCCUGCAGGCGCGCCCCCGACCGACGCGCUCCCGACAGGCGUGCCCCGCGCCCCCGACAGGUCCGAGUACAAUUUUCUUUAGUCUUGAAUAAAUACGGUAAAAUAACCUACAAUAUAAGAUAUUUUUGAAUAUUUUACUCACAAUCGAAGUGAAAAGUAGAGUGUAUAACUCAGGCAUAAAUGUCAAUUUUUAUCCUCGACUAUAUUGGUUCUCGCUGCGCUCGGACCAAUAAAUUGCCUCGGAUAGCAAUGGAUCGCUUCAUGCCCUUGUUGUACAAUCUACUAUAUCUUCAUAGCUAUUUCUCAAUCAUGCUCAGAAAUGGUCGCAUUUUAUCCCAGCGGAGACAACGCGGGGCCCACGCCGCUCCGUCGCGAACGCAGCGGACAAAAAAUCCUUCAUUUUACUCCUAGGAGUAAAGUAACCGAUACAAAUUCCAUUUUUGUUCGCUGAGCGCGGGGCCGCGGCCGGAGCGCGCCCGAGGGGCCCGAGGUUUGCGCGUCGCUGCACGCCGUGCCGGGAGCGCCGUGCGUAACAUUAUAAAACUAACGUGUACACAACGUAUGCGAUAUUCGCGAAAUAUAUUAUAUAUUUAUUGUAUCUCCUCACAUGUUUGAGAAAAGCACUAUGUAUACCUCGGUGGAAAAAGGCAUUUUCUGACUCGGACCUUUUGCCAGGCCUCCGCAAUGUAGGUAGUAUUCCUAAAGAUUGCAGAAUUAUGAUUAUGAGUAAUACGUAAUUUUAUUUAAUGGUGCCAUAUGUUAAUGACGAUUAUAGAUUUUAUAAGCAUUAAUAGACAAUGAUGUAACAACUCGUAGAACGAGAACUAUACAUCAUUCUCACACAGUUUUGUCAAGCCAACUAAAGUGCAUCCAAAAUUCUCUAAAAGUUCUAUUUUACGCACGAAUUGGACGGCCGAUAUGUUUUUUGAGAAGGAUCAUAAAAUUAUACCAGUAUUAUUAAUAUUGUUAUCUAUGGAAGUUCAAAUGCAGUAACGUUUACGAAAAAUGUAUAAGUUUACGUAACCCAUUUACUUGUGUAUACUAACUUAUAAAUAUGUCAAAGUACGAGUAUGUAUUUUUUUCAUUUUCAUUUUUCAUAUAAGUGGCAAAGAAACUGUACAAUAUUUUUUCAGUAAUAUUUCAGGAACUUCUAAGUAGUUCAAAUAUAAUACUGUAUGCACGUUCCUUUCUUUUGUUAAAAACACGCAUACCAUUGCAUAUGGUUGGUGUGUAAUUAAUGGAGGCCUUAGCGCUGCGUACAUUAUGGCGAAUUUAGCACAUUUGUGCCGAUGCAAGAAAAAAAUGUUAAUAAUUUAGGUAUCUUUGAGCUAUAUUGUUAAUACGUUAUAAAUUUUAUGUCGAAAACCUGUGAUUAGCAUAGGAAAAAAGUAAGAAAAUACUCAACUUGGCUUGAAGACUUAAUAUUUGUCCAUUUUAGAAAAAAAUAAUGUUCUAAAUACAUACAUUAUUCAGGUUUUCCCCAGUGUUUUAAAUGAUGACAUCUUUUCACACAUGCCCAUGUGUUUGGCUUCAAGCCACGUUAUUUGUUUAUCCGAUUAUUGUGAACAAUUCAAUCGCUGAGAUAUUUUUGCGUAGCUAAUAAAUACUAAUUGAUUUACUA